Aphidius gifuensis is the source of this 4722-nucleotide messenger RNA. RefSeq lists its product as uncharacterized. Gene Ontology annotation, molecular function: transmembrane receptor protein tyrosine kinase activator activity; protein binding. The coding region runs from base 2202 to 3575 and encodes 457 amino acids. Gene Ontology annotation, cellular component: terminal bouton. NCBI's taxonomy places the organism in Eukaryota, Metazoa, Arthropoda, Insecta, Hymenoptera, Braconidae. The record is from RefSeq and is a predicted model, not a curated record. Gene Ontology annotation, biological process: positive regulation of MAPK cascade. The transcript has 4 exons.
AAUUAGUAUGUACGUCAAGGAAAAUUGAAAAGGCGGAAGUCCAAGUAUUUGGAUAACGAACACGAGAAUAUUAUAAAUUAAAAAAAGGGAAAAACAAUUUAUAUAUAUAUGAUAAAAAGUGGGGGAUAAAAAGUUGUGCUUGUAAGGGGAUGCGCAUGGCUUUAAAAUGAUGAUAAAUAUGGCGCAGCGUGGGUUUUAGUUCUGGUGAGGGCGCCAGCCUGCUCGCUCUGGUUAAACUACCCCAAGCUGUAUCAUCUAUCCCCCGCCGUUCACCACCUCUUUUACGUGUAUUAUAUCCCGGCUGGUGCGGACCAAAGUGCCACCACUACCCCCCAUAUACAAAGAGACAUUCUUACUCUCUGCUACAGCACCUUCAACUCAGCUGCUGUUGCAGAUUGAUAAAAUCUCUUAACCAUAAGCAUACACACAACAAUAUAUAUUUAUAUAAUAAUUUGAAAAUUCAUCAAGACAUUUAAUAUAUUAUUUAUAAAUUUAAUUAAAAAAUUUAUAAUUGUGCUAUUCUAAUUAUCUAUACAAAGUUUUUUUAAACUUUUAACUUUUAAUUUAUAAUUUUUACUUAAUUUUUUUCAUAUAAUUGAAAUGUAACUUUAAUGUGUCAGUGAAAAUUAAUUAUAUUUGUGAUUAUUUAUUAGCUUUUCUUCUUCAUAACUGUGUAGUAUUUUUAUAUUUUUAUUUUUCAAUUUUAUCAAACUGGUGAUUGUUAAAUAUAUAUUUUCAUAAAAAUUCUUGAAAGUGCCUGAAGAUAAUUGUUAAAAAGAAAGAAAAAAAAUUUUUUUUUUUUAAUUAAACGAAAACUCGGUCUAUACAGAAAAGUCAAUGGCCUCAUGACAACUUUCAUUUUGAGCCUAAAAAAAGAGGGUAAAUAAAAACAUAAUUUUCAUCUUUUUAUUUUUUUUCUUUCCAUAAUAAAAAUGAAGCUUUAAAUGUCUUAAGAUAAAAUAUGAACAAACAAGCUUUCUUAUAACAAAAAAAAACACAGUAAAAUAUUAAAAACUAGACUGAAAUAAAUACAUAAAAAAAAAUCAUUUACGAGUUGUAAUCAAAAUAGAAAAAAAGUGCAUUAAAAAAAGUAAAUUUUGUCCAAGUAUAUAUAAAAGUGAAGUGUUAAGUGAGGUAUAUAUUGUGAUAGAUAAAAAGAGAAAAAUAAAUAGAUAAAAAAAAAUAAUAAAACAAAUAAAAAAAGUGCGCGAGGAUUUAUGUGAAUAAAAAAAAAAGACGUGGGAGCACGAGGAAAGCUCAUUGGGGGCAGGGGGUAAUAGAAGAAGAGGAGUAAAAAGAGAAGGACGACGAAGCUGUGGACAAAGUGGAGAACGACGUGGAGAAGAAGAAAAAAAAACUAUAAUAAAAAUACAGUUAAUAAGAUACAACAAUCAACGAUUGUUUCAAUUGAAUGUAACGGAAGGUCAACAUAAAAGGAAGAUAAAGGAAGAAAAAACCAGUGAAGUGUUAUUAAAUAUCAAGAUAAAAUAUAUUCAAACAAAAAGCAUUAUAUUAACUUUAUUAUAAUAGUAUAAUAACUGUGCAUCUACUUGAUUGGUAAUGAAUAAUUAAAAGAUUGAAAAUUUUCUAGAAAAAUUGAAAUAAAAAAAAAAAAAAAAUAAGAAAAUUUAGAUAAAAUUGGCUAUUGUUUAUAUUCCAUUAUAAAUUUGAUGUAUUUAUAUUGUGAUUGUCAUUUGUUUUAUUCAAUAUACCAUUGUUGUAUAUAUAUAUAAAAGUAUUCCCAUCACGUCUAGCCACAAAUUAUCAAAAAGAACAAAAGAACUAAAAUAAUAAAAAAAAUAACAAAAACAAGAAAGAAAAAAUAUAAUAUACAUAUAUAUACAAGUACGUGCGUCGAUGCCAAGAUAAAACUGCGUUAAAAAGAAAAAAAAAUAAAACAGAAUAAGUAAAAAAAAAAAAAUAAAAUAAAGUUCAACUUGAAGCAAUCGAUUUUCAAAGUUGCGGUUAGAUACUUGUAUUAUUCGCGUAGGUGGAAACAAGUAGUGUGUCUCAAGUGAAAAAUCUCAAUAUUUAGUCAGCCAUAUAAAAAUAAAAAUAAUAAUAAUAUAUAAAAAAAAUUCAAAAUAACGUUAAUUAAUAAAAAUUUAAAUAAUAAAAAAAAUUUAUUAAUUAAAAAUAUUAAAAUUAUUAAUAAUAAAAAAAAAAUUAAAGAAAAAAAAAAAAAAAAAAAAUUUAUUAAAAUGGCUAAACAAAUGAUUUGGUUACUUGGUUAUAUAAGUCUUGGUUUUGCAUUAACACUCGGCAAUCGUCCAUCAAGCAUUAAUACAAAUAAUAAUAUUAAUAAUAAUAAUAAUAAUAAUAAUAAUAAUCAACGUUCACAAACAAAAAUUGGUAGAUAUGAUGUCCACUAUCCACGAUCAACUGUUGGUGGAAUGAUUGUUGCAUCAUCAUCAUCUCUCAUAAAUAAUAAUAUUAAAAAUAAUAAUAAUAAUAAAAAUCAUGAUUCAUCAAAUACUGUGCAUGAUUAUCGAUAUGAUAAAUACAGUAGAUAUGGUUAUGGAAGAGACGAAUCAAUACCAUAUGAUGUACCACCUGAUUGGUAUGAAAAAAAUUAUAAAAAUAAAUAUAUUAAUAGUAAUAGUAAUAGUAAAAAUAAUAAUAAUAAUAAUAAUUUAUGGAAUUUUUCAAAAUUACGUAAUGAUGAUUUAUCAAUAUUACAUGAUAAUUAUGAUAAUGUUAUUAUGGAUAAAUUAUCAAGUGCAGUAUUAAAUAAUUAUUAUCCAAAAAAACAACAAAAAAAUAAAUUAAUCAAUAGUCAUAGUAAUAUAGUUAAUAAUAAUAAUAAUAAUAAUUUGGAUAAAAAAUUGAGAGACAAUGAAAGACUUGCAGGAACAAGUUAUCAUGAUAAUAUUAUCAAUGUAAAUGAUAAUGAGCUUCCAGUUAAAUUAAAUAAUAAUAUUUUGAAAAAAAAUAAAUUAUUAAUUGAUAAUAAAAAUAAUGAUUUGAUGAUUGAUUUGACUGAUGAAAAAUUACCGCUCAAAGAUACAUCAUCAUGGAAUAUUGAUAGUAUUGAUAAAUAUAAUAAUAAUGAUUAUUAUUAUAAUGAUAAUCCAUGGAAUGAUGAUGAUGAUGAUGAUUCAAGAUCGCACAACGAAGAUUCAUUUAACAGAAAAUUACGUAAACGUAAUCAUUUACCAGAUGGAAGAAGAAGAAAUUCAAAUGGUAAUUUACAUCAAAAACAACAACAGCAACAAAAGCAACAACAACAACAACAGCAACAACCAGUUUCAUCACCUUCAUUGACAUCAUUACCUGCAGCUGUUGGUGGCAUGGCAUCACAAUUUAUGCUGAGGGCUGCUCGUGGCAAUCGACAGUAUGAUGUACCACAAAUUGAGUGUCCGUCUUCCGAGGACGGAAUGGAGAGAUUUGCCUGUCCAACGCCAGAUAGAAUGGGCAGAUAUCGUUGUAUUGAUGAUCAUGUAUUAUGUGACGGUUUCAUUGACUGUCCGACGGGUGAAGAUGAAGAUCGUCAAGCCUGCAUGUUUUACAAAACUACGAAGGCGCAUUUGGAUGUACUAGCAGACGCUCUCUUGCGAUGGGUCAGAGGCCGCUAAGAUACCUCUCUUGUUCUACAGAAAUAAUAUAUAUAUAUUCAUAUAUAUAUAACAAAAAAAAAUAUAUAAAUUAAUUCAUAACAAAAUGCACAGAAAAUGAAAAAAAAAAAAUUAAACAAAAAAUUAUAUAUACUUCUUUGCCAUAUUUAAAGUCAAUAAUUAUAAACUCGAUUAAUUUAUUCUAUAUAAAUGGUUUUGUUAAUUAAUUAAAGUAAUUAAGAAAAAAAAAUAACAAAAAAUUAACAAGAUUAAAUUAUUAAUCAGUUCAAAGAUAAUCGAAAUCACUACAAACCCUUUUUAUCAUAUUUUUUUUUUUUUUUUUUUUUUUUUCAUUUAUAACUCGAUUAAGUACCUAUUUUUUUUUUUUUUUAUAUAUACCCUGUAAAUGGUUGGCAAUAUGAAUAAAUAAAUGAGAAUGAAAAGCUUAAAAAUUACAGUGGAAUCAAACUCGACGAUAUUACAAAACUUUAUGGAUAUAAAGAUUGUACAAUGAAAUUUUUAUUUUUUUUUAUUUCAACUAUAUUUGAUUGGUACUAUUAUUAUUAUUAUUAUAUUAAAUUGAUUAUAAUAUUUAAUUGGCUUGUAGCAAUUUAUUUUAUUUCGCUGGUUUAUUUUUUUUUGUAUAUCAUUUUUUUAUAUAAAAAAUAAAUAACAAGUAGAAUAAAAAUAAAUUGGAAAAAUAUAUUCAACUUUUUAAAGUUAACUUGAUAAUUGGAUGAAUGGAUUAAUUUUAAAUUUGUGUAUGUACUUUUUGGAUAGUAAAAAUUCUGGUAGUUUUUUUUUUAUAUUUUUUUUUUAUUUUAGUUUUUUUUUUUCAAUCGUAAAUAUUUAUAUUUGGGAAAGGGAUGGGCGUCUGAACGGCUAAACUGAGACAUCAAUUUUUCAUGAUUUUUAUAAAUUCUCGUUUUUUUUUUUUUUAAAUAAUAUAUUUUAUCCCUUACGUAACUGCAUCCCAGAGGCAACGACCCGGGAAUUUUCGAUCGACUGCAGCAGUUUGCCUAUAUGCACCCCCCCAACUCUCAAUAAUUUUUUAACCCAGUAUUUUUGCCAUUUUGCCAGAAGCUAUAGUUUUACCUCUUGUCACGAUACUUUGCCCUCAUAACCAAAUAAUUUUUUUUUUUUUUCAUUUUAUAUUAAAUAAUAAUAA